This is a messenger RNA of Cokeromyces recurvatus, 366 nucleotides long. RefSeq lists its product as uncharacterized. The transcript is spliced from 2 exons. The record is from RefSeq and is a predicted model, not a curated record. NCBI's taxonomy places the organism in Eukaryota, Fungi, Mucoromycota, Mucoromycetes, Mucorales, Mucoraceae. The annotation marks the transcript as partial.
AAGAAGAGAAAGAAAGACGACCAUAGGGUUUUAGUGGUAAAUGCGAGAAUUGGUACACGAAAUGAACAUUUCCUGCAAUUUAUCAGUGGUGUUUUGGAUACAGCUGAUGCACAUACAAUAUCAAGUCUUCAUCUCAUCCUGGAUAAUGUCUCUAUAUAUGAAGUUUCUACUGUUCAAGAUCUAAUUAAAAGUCGCACAUACAAAUCUGUUUACUUUCUGAAUUCAAUUGAAUUAUUCUGGUCAAAAAAGAGAGACUGUCUCACGGCAAUUGAUGAUUCAAGUGCUAUCAUCAUUGAAACGGUAAGACAAGUGUCUGUUAACGACUAUCAGGGAUGGAUAAAGCAUUCUGUUUCAUUUUUUCGAUAG